This is a messenger RNA of Ipomoea nil (Japanese morning glory), 3029 nucleotides long. RefSeq names its product scarecrow-like protein 9. The transcript has 2 exons. Gene Ontology annotation, molecular function: DNA-binding transcription factor activity; sequence-specific DNA binding. The coding region runs from base 432 to 2759 and encodes 775 amino acids. The record is from RefSeq and is a predicted model, not a curated record. Gene Ontology annotation, cellular component: nucleus. Gene Ontology annotation, biological process: regulation of DNA-templated transcription. NCBI's taxonomy places the organism in Eukaryota, Viridiplantae, Streptophyta, Magnoliopsida, Solanales, Convolvulaceae.
UUCAACGGCAGUGAUAGGCUUUGCCCAUGUUUCUUGAGGAUUCAUGAAGCUCAUAAAGAUUCAAACUUGAGCACUGAGCAGCGACUACUUACUUCCCCAGCUCAAACCCGCUUCCCAAGCCCCCCAUAUCUUACUCCAAGACUCCCUCCCUCUCUUCUUCUCUCUCCUCUCAGGUAUCUUUCUUUCUCUAUGCUCACCUUCUUUCUGGGAUUUUCUUCAAGUUACUAGACUUUACACGGGACCCAACUUUCUGUUGAAAAAAUGGCUACUUUUCUUUCACAAGUUCAUGAUUUAUUGUGUGCCCUUUUAGUCUAAUGGUGGAUAAUGUCUUGUCACCUAGUCUUUGGAGCUGUUCAAAGUUGAAUCUUUACUCUCAGAAGAUUCUGGGUUUGGACUGAUUUCGAUUGCCGGUUUUAGAAUUGAAUAUUUGAAUGGAUCCAAGGCUAUAUGGGUUUUCGGGUUCUUGGAAUGGAGUUGGGGUUGGGAGCCAAUCCUUGCCCUUUUUCCCAGAUCCUCCUGUUAGUAAUAGAUUCAAUUUUGAAGAUGUUUAUCAAGAUCGGGAACUGAUUGAUGGGCCUAGAACUGAUAAUUCAUUGGGUGGGGGGCACAAUUUUGAGGGUUCCCAUGAUCCUUUAUCAAGAAAUGUGGCAUUGACUUCUAAUCAGGAUGAUUACGAGGAUGAUGAUUUCUCGGAUGCGGAUUUGAGGUAUAUAAACCAGAUUCUCAUGGAAGAAGAAAUGGAGGACAAGACAUAUAUGCUUCAAGAAUCUUUGGAGCUUCAAGCUAAAGAAAGGUCAUUCUAUGAGGCGCUUGGUAAGAAGUACCCGCCCACGCCAGAACGAAAUCCAUCUCUGGUUCACCAAAUCAGUUCGAGUCGAGGCGACUAUGAAGCUGAGAAUCACCAAAUUUACAUAACCAAUAGCGGUCCGGGUCCGGGUAGCAGCUCGAUAAUUAACCAAAGUAAUGGGAGUCUAGGUGAAUAUGAAUCCGAGAAUCAUCACAAUUACUACUACAUAACGGGUAGCAACGAGGGGAGCAGUUAUCUAAUUGACCCCGGGUCGAUCAACGUUACUGGUGAUUACAUUAGUCCUUAUUUGCACGGUUUUUCGGUUCCUAAUGGCUCCAACUCAUCGGUUAGCUCCUCGAAUAGUUUUAACAAUAGAGUAGAUGGCUUUGUUGAAUCCCCGGUGAGCUCUUUUUGUAUCCCUAAUAUAUAUAGCGAGAGCCAGCCUAUCUGGAAUUUCAAGAAGGGGGUUGAAGAAGGGAAUAAAUUUCUCCCGACUAACGAUAAGUUGUUGGCAAGUUUUGAUGCCAAUCAAUUGGUAACCGAGGAGCCAACACGAGAAACCAGUGAGAAGUCUCUAAGAGUGAGAAAGAAUCCUCAUAGAGAAGAUUUGGAAGACCAGAGAAGUAGCAAGCAGGCUGCAAUUUUUGCAGAAUCGACAAUCCGGUCCGAGGAAUUUGACAUAGUAUUACUUCAUAGCAUGGGGAAGGGCGAGGAAGCUUUAGCAGCGUAUCGUCAGAACUUGCAGAGUGCUAUUGGGAAAAAAAUACAGCAGAAUGGGAACUCGAAAGGUCCCGGGGGAGGGAAGGGCCGUGGGAAAAAGCAGAACGGGAAACGAGAUGUGAUUGACUUGAGGACGCUUUUGAUUACUUGUGCACAGGCCGUUGCUGCUGAUGAUCGUAGGGGUGCGAACGAACUCCUGAAACAGAUCAGGCAGCAUUCCUCGCCUUUCGGGGAUGGGUCUCAGAGGUUGGCUAAUUGCUUUGCAGAUGGUCUCGAGGCUCGGUUAGCUGGGACGGGCAGCCAGAUAUAUAAGGCCCUUGUCAACAAAAGAACAUCGGCUUCUGAUUAUUUGAAGGCCUAUCAUUUAUACCUUGCCUCGUGCCCUUUCAGGAAGAUUUCGUGUUUCGCCUCGAACAAGACCACCAUUAUAAAAUCUGCAAAUUCUAUGAGGGUUCAUAUCAUAGAUUUUGGCAUCCUCUAUGGCUUUCAAUGGCCAACUCUUAUUCAACGUAUUGCUGACAGAGAUGGUGGGCCACCUAAAGUUCGGAUUACGGGCAUCGAGUUUCCCCAACCUGGCUUCAGGCCAGCAGAAAGAAUCGAGGAGACUGGGCGCCGUUUGGCUGAUUAUGCAAAGUCGUUUAACGUGCCAUUCGAAUACAAUGCCAUAGCAAAGAAAUGGGAAACUAUCACCCUCGAGGAUCUUAAGCUUGACAAGGACGAAUUUCUCGUUGUCAAUUGCUUGUAUCGAUUCAAGAACUUGCAUGACGAGACUGUGCUGGCUGAAGGGUCUAGAACUCUUGUUCUCAAUCUUAUAAGGAAGAUAAAUCCCGACAUCUUCAUCCAUGGGAUUGUCAAUGGAGCCUAUAGUGCCCCUUUCUUUGUAACUCGGUUCCGUGAGGCCCUGUUCCACUUCUCAGCUCUCUUCGAUAUGCUUGAAACCAACGUGCCUCGUGAUAUUCCAGAACGGAUGUUAAUCGAGAGAGAGAUAUUUGGAAGGGAAGCCUUGAAUAUCAUGGCUUGUGAGGGCUGGGAGAGAGUUGAAAGGCCUGAGACAUACAAGCAAUGGCAAGUACGUAAUCUGAGGGCGGGCUUCACUCAAAUACCUUUCGCAAAUCUAAUCAUGAACAAAGCAAGGGAUAAGGUGAGAACAGGCUACCACAAAGACUUUGUGAUCGAUGAAGAUGGCCAGUGGCUAUUGCUCGGAUGGAAAGGGAGAACGAUUUACGCCAUUUCUUGCUGGGUUCCUGUCUGAAAAACUCGAACCCGCCAAAGUUCCCCUCCACCAUAGUUACAAGUACAAUUUAGCGCCCAGAAGGUAACUAUGCCAAUAUUCGGUCAAGUUCUAUUUCUGUUGGUAAUUAUCUAUUUAGCAGCUUUAAGAAUCCAUCUUGGACAUGGAUAUAAAUGGUCUGUUCUGGAGUAUUUGUCUUCUCCAUCUGUUGAUUUCCCAAGAUAGGGAAAUAGAAUUUUUGUCCAAAUACUAAUCAAUCCAAUCCCCCUUUAAUAAAUCUCUACUUAGUCA